GCGCGCGCAAAAGGAGAAUAAUGCCGAGUUUUGCGUAAAGAAUUCCAAAGAAUGAUCAAAAUCGACGCAGGUGGAAUGUGCUGGGAACUUACAGAACUGAAGCAAACAGUGAACGGUUGUACUUUUCCAAGUGGUCAUAGAAAACUCGUCAAUUUGUAUAAUGUAAAAAAAGUCUGUCGUUUUGACGAAGGACCUGUAUGUCGUCAGAAUAGGUUUAUAAAAGCUAAAAAGGACCGAUGUCCGCGGAUCCAGAUCAAGUUACUCCGAAUGAAGGGGGGUUUGCCGAUGUGCCACCAGGCCAAGCAUCGGAAGAGGGGAGCGGGGCUAGCUCGCCUGCCGAGCCGAUUGAGAGCUACGGGGAGGAAGGGCCGGAAGAAAUGAAGGCUGAAAUUAGAUAUCUGCAGCAGAAGUUAGAGGACGUGCAGGGGGAAUCGUCUUUGCUGAAGGAAUGGGGAGCCAGGAUUGCCAUGUACGUGGACUGUCUUGUAGACGCCUUGGAAACGAACCAAAUCACUCACGUUUACGAUGUGGAUGGGUCGCUGGUGUCUCUAGAUGAAUGCAGACAGAAGGCAAAGACACUUCCUCACACGAGGAAACCACACUGUGACGACGAUCUCCGGACCAAACAGUAUGAGGCUGAGAUCGACAACCUUCGCCAGGAGAUCGCUGAUCUCAACACCAGCAUUGAAGAAACGCUGCAGAGGAGCGUGGAACAAGACUACCUCAUCGAGCAGCUGCAAACGGCCGAGUACCAGGCCAACUGCCGCUGGGAGGCUUACUACGAGAACGCCAUGCGGCAGUGGAGCAAGUGCUACGAGAACCUCCAGGGCCAGUACAACGACGCAGUGAUCCGGCUGCAGAACCUCAACACGGCCUACAACAGCCUGAAGAAAACCGCAGCGGGAAGGAACCAGCUGGGACCGUUCAACCGCCCCGACCCCUUCCGGAGGCACAGACCCGCCGCGGUGCGUCGCGACGUUGGCUCGGCCGGACCGGGUCAGCAUCAGCAACGCCGCCCGCCGGCGGCGUCCGGGGAGAGGAUGACGCGCAGCGCGUACCAGGGUCGUGACUACUGGGGCCGCAACGACUUCGGCCCGGUGCUGCCCAGGGCCGAGCGCGCGGCCAUCCUGAAGCAGUUCUUUGCCAAUCUGAAUAUGAUCCGGCGGCGGCAGGAGGAAAUGGCUGGCGUGCGCUGGCUGAACCGGCGACACGAACCCCGCCGCCGACAGCGCCCUGGACCGUACGGAGAGGCUAACUAAUGGCAUAACAUCUGUAGUUAAUAAGGCUGCAUCCGAAUCUGUUGUCAAGAGCUAGGUCUAAGUCUUCGCACCAUUGGACAUGUGGGGAGACGCGCAGGCAACAGACCUAGCCGUAGCUCUGAAAGCCCGUUCCGGACAUGGCCAUAUGAUUACCAAAAGUGAAGAGACGUCAUUACAGCGGUGGCACCACGUUUACGCGCACGCGCAUUUUAGCAAGUCACAGAACCCUGUACGUGUAGAGAUUUUUCACUUGACGUAACAUGACGGGCAAAGGCCUUUCUGGAACGGUACCGUGUCCGUAGAGGCGCGUGCAUUUUCCAAUCUGCGUAGGCCUGUUUCUGUUAACAGUUUCAUGUACGUCAGAAUGUUGAAAGACUUCGAAGGCGCUUGCGUUUUCGUGCACAUGUGCAAAUUGAACGAUGACCGUCAAAAAUCACGUGACUGAAAAUCCUUUGUCGUGAAGAGGCGCAUAAAGCGUGCGUAUCACCUGUCCAAGUGCGUGGUGCAAACACAGUAAUGGCUUCUGGUCGCUGAAUUAGACAAUAAACUGUACUAUAAAAUUGUACCUUGAGAAUAAAGCAGGUGUGAGAGCAGCGAGGGAAUUAUUCAUUAAUUUAUCAUUAGUUAAGAUCUCUUGGAUGCAGUUUACUGAGGUGCCAUUCUUGAUCUUUUUUUUCUGAACUUUUCAACCACUUUUGAAUAUUUCAGUCAUUUAUACUGGAAACUUGUAGACGUGAAUUUUCUCGUGCAGGAUCUAAAAAUAAAAAUCACAAACGAAAUUUGCAGGAUAGCUGCACAUGUCAGUGUGACUGAUACGGAGGCUUCGGCUGAAAGUUGUCUAACGUAUUUAAUUGUUUGCGUAAAUGAGGAAAUUUUUAGCAGGCCUAUAUUUUACCCAUUUGCACCUGUCGGCUUGAGUGUUUAAUUGUUAAAACUUAGACAGCAAAUGUAGAUCGACCUUCGACUCAGUUACUCACAGAAACUGUACCCACUUCAUUGUAGAAAUAUCAGUAAUUGGUAGGCCUAUGAUAUCCCCUAAUGUUUGUUCUUUUUCGUGUAUUUGUAAUAUACAUUAAGACAAUUGCACAGCUUUCCUUUUCUGAAGGAUGGAACGUGACUCAUCGAAUUAGCGGAUGUUUCCUAAAUAAACAAUACUUUCUUGCA
Acanthaster planci (crown-of-thorns starfish) is the source of this 2423-nucleotide messenger RNA. RefSeq lists its product as uncharacterized. NCBI's taxonomy places the organism in Eukaryota, Metazoa, Echinodermata, Asteroidea, Valvatida, Acanthasteridae. The record is from RefSeq and is a predicted model, not a curated record.